This is a messenger RNA of Chrysemys picta bellii (western painted turtle), 1269 nucleotides long. RefSeq names its product ATP23 metallopeptidase and ATP synthase assembly factor homolog (gene ATP23). Gene Ontology annotation, biological process: mitochondrial protein processing; mitochondrial proton-transporting ATP synthase complex assembly. The record is from RefSeq and is a predicted model, not a curated record. Gene Ontology annotation, molecular function: metalloendopeptidase activity. Lineage: Eukaryota; Metazoa; Chordata; Testudines; Emydidae.
GCUCGCAGCACGUGGUGCGCAGCCCACCCUGUGAUUGGCGGGGCGGGAGUUGACCUUUGCCCGGGAACGGUCGCUGCCGGGGGCAUGUCUCGAACCCGCCCAUGAGCGCCCGGGGAAGCGAGCCCAUGGAUCGGAGCGAGCCGCGGCCGCCGCCGCAAGAGGGGGCCGAGGGGGAGGAUUUCGGUUACCGGCUCUUCCCGGAGCGGCGCAGCGAGGCCAAGCCGCAGCGCAGCUUCCUGGCCACCAGCCUCCUCACCUUCAACCACAAGUGCCAGGUGAUGCUGAAGAUCGCCCUGAACACAACUUCAUUUACUGUGCUGACAAAACAUAGCAAGUGCAAUACUAGAAACACAGAUGUCAUUGCUAAAACUACUAGCAAGUCCAUAUGCUCAACUUCUUCUUGAUGCUAUGAAGCAGUCUGGCUGCACUGUUCAUGAAGAUCGGCACUUUGCCUGUGAAGACUGUGAUGGGUGUGUCAGUGGAGGUUUUGAUUCUGCAACAUCACAGAUUGUUCUAUGCCAGAACAAUAUUCAUCAACAAUCCCAUAUGAACCGAGUAGUUACUCAUGAACUGAUUCAUGCUUUUGAUCACUGUCGUGCACAUGUUGACUGGUUCAGCAAUGUCAAACAUUUAGCCUGUUCAGAGAUUCGAGCUGCUAAUCUAAGUGGAGACUGCUCACUCAUAAAUGAAAUGACCAGAUUUAAAUUUGGAUUAAAACAACACCAUCAGACCUGUGUACGAGACAGAGCCAUUCGCUCCAUUUUGGCUGUUAGAAAAGUUAGCAAAGAAACAGCAGAAAAAGCUGUGGAUGGAGUUUUUGACUCCUGUUUCAAUGAUCAUGAACCAUUUGGAAGAGUCCCACAUAGUAAAUCAGAUGCCAAGUAUGCUUACAGAAACUUUCAGAACCGGGAUCGAUAUUAUGCAAAUUUGUAAAGGUGACUGUUAACCAUUAGCAGUGCUGUCACACUGAAAACAUAGCAUAUAUACCUGGUGCUGGUGGAGAGAGGAAAUUCUGGCAAGUAAACUACAAUUUUGUAUGGAAAGCUUACACAAAAGCCAAGUUCCACUGAUGAGUUAUAAAUAAUUGGUGUAAAUGAACAAAGCUGUAAACCGUAUAUUUCCUCGCUUGUUUUUCAAUGUUUCUUUUGACAUAUCAAAUUUUUAAUCCACACACUUCAAUUCAUGUGUAAAUCUGCUCAGUCCAAUUAAGAACGUUUCAAAAUGUCUUAUCUUUACUGAAUAAAGUGAUUUAAGAUGUUCAGAUUUUUA